AUGAGUACAACAAAAAAGAUGUCAAUUUUUGUUUUACAACCUAAUGCAUUACAUGCUCAAUGGCAAGGAGAAAAAUUGAAUAGUGUUUUUCAAUUAUUAGAAUCAAGUAAUUUUCAACCACAUAUGAUUGAUGAAGAAACAAUGAUUAAUAUGAAAGAUUUAAAAGGAAAAAUGUUUGUUAUUGAACCAUUUUCUGGUCAAUUAUUUCAAUAUUUAAAAAAUAAUAAAGCCUGGGUUCUUGGUCCACAAUUAAUUACAACAUGUGUCGAUCAUAAUAUUACCAUUCCAUGUAGUUCUUAUCCUCUUUAUUCACUUGCUAUGCAAUCAUUAACUAUUUGUUGUACCAAUCUUUCACAUGCUGAUCGUGAAAAAAUUCGUCGAUCUGUCGCUUAUAUGGGUGGUAAAUUUCAAACAAAUCUUAAUGCAAAUGUUACUCAUUUAGUAUGUGGAACUUGUGCAGCAUCAGAAAAAUAUUUUGUUGCCGUUGAAAAUGGAAUACAAGUAAUGAUGCCAGAAUGGAUUCAAAAUGUACUUGUACUUUCUGGACAAAAAACAGUAAAAGGAACGGAUUCAACAUUUGAUCGUUUUAAAUGUCCACUUUUCUAUAAAUUUAUUAUUUCAUUAUCGGGUUUUGCUGAACGAGAUCGUAAUACAAUUAAACAAUAUGUUGAACGAGAAGGUGCAACAUAUUCACCAAGUUUAAUUAAAGAUAAAUGUACUCAUUUGAUUUGUAAAGAACCGAAAGGUUCAAAAUUUGAACAUGCAAUUAAAUGGAGAAUUCCAACACUUAAACCUGAAUGGAUUUUUGAAAGUAGUGAAAAAGGUUCAUGUCUUCGUUUAACGAAUUAUUUAUGGCCAACACCAACUAUUGAAUUAAAUAGUAAAAAUGAAAAACCUUUAAUGAGUGACACAAUUGAUUCAUCAUCAAAAAUUAUUACUGUUGAUCAACGAUGUAAAUCAACAUCAUUAUUAACUAUAGAAGACAUGAAUGAUCUUGAAGAACGUUUUGAUAAAUGGAUGAAUAAUCGAUCGAAAAAAAUUGUAGAUGAUUUAUUCGAUGGUUUAAAGGUAUUCUUAGGUCAAUUUUCUUCAGUAUUAAGAAUGCGUAUGCAAAAAAUUCUUGAUGGUGGAUGUGCUAUUCGAUUUGAUACGCUCAAUCCAUCAGUAACACAUAUUAUUCGAGGUACUGAACCUUUUUCAAACUAUACUCAAAUAUCUGUAAUUGCACCAUAUGCUCAUAUUGUUAAUCCACAAUGGUUGUUAGAUUGUUGUGAAAAAAAUGAACUUGUAUCUGAAAAUGAUUAUUUAUGUUCAUCGGAUCGAGAUGAAAAACAAGAUUCAAAUCAAAUUUUAAUAGAUGAUAAAAAGAAAAGUAGUAGUUCAAAUUCAUCUAUGCUAUCAUCAGCAUCAUUAACACGUCAACAAACAGGCAAUUUUAAUGUUGAUCAAACAUUACUCCAAGAUGAUACUCCUCGUCUUCGUCGAACACCAGGGUCUAAUGCAUCAACACCUUCAAUUAUUACUGAAUAUGCUCUUUCACCAUUUUCUUUACUUAAACGUUAUUCUAAUGUUCCACGUCCACCUGUUUUUGAACAAACAUUAACUGAUACACAAAUCGAUAAAAUUAGUGCAGAAUUACCACCAACAGAAUCACAAAUUAAUGUUGAUCGAUUAAUGUCUGAUAUUGAUAUUUUAAUGCCAACUUUACUUAACAAUCAAAGAUCAUCGUCCUCAUCAUCAUCAUUAUUAUCAAAUACUGUAUCUACAGCUUCAUCAAAAAUAAAUAUGAUGUCUUCACGUUCAUUUUUUCUUGCUCACCAAGCAAAAUUAACAAUCGAUGAAAAUUCGUCAUCAGAAGUAAAAGUAUCAUGGAUUGAUGAUUCAACAGAAGCAGAACGUAUUCGACAACAUCAGUUACAUAACUUAGAUGAAAUGACACAAUCUGAUGAUAUAUAUUAA
Molecule: messenger RNA, 1959 nt
Organism: Rotaria sp. Silwood1
Lineage: Eukaryota; Metazoa; Rotifera; Eurotatoria; Philodinida; Philodinidae
Source: the annotation of a GenBank genome assembly